Molecule: messenger RNA, 9775 nt
Organism: Trichomycterus rosablanca
Lineage: Eukaryota; Metazoa; Chordata; Actinopteri; Siluriformes; Trichomycteridae
Product: serine-rich adhesin for platelets-like
Exons: 53
Coding region: 1-9471 (3156 amino acids)
Biological process (GO): cell-matrix adhesion
Cellular component (GO): cell surface
Source: RefSeq, a predicted model, not a curated record
AUGGCCGCAGCUCCUUCGUUGUAUCACUCCUCUGCUAGAUUUUGCUGCUCACAGUUGGAUUAUGAGAAGCACGUGUAUGGCACAGCCCGCUGCUAUAGCUCCUCAGAAGCCAGUCUGAACUCCACUUCCUGGUUUGCUGAUAACAUCGGUUCCUUCAUCAUCUUCAUCACAAUCAGUGACCUCCAGUCAUUCGUAUCAGACAGCCAGAUCGGGCUCUUCUUGGAGGACUCAGAGAACCUUCAACUGUUUAACAACUCAGAAAUUUCAGUCAGUGUGAUACAGUACUACACCACCCAGCUUUACAUCCACAAUCCAGACUUCAGCCCCCUCAGUUUACCAGGCGUGCUGCUGUGUCAAGCUCCUUCCUCCAUGUUUGCUCCUCUCGGAGUUAACGACACCACCACCGUCCUGACGAGCAUCAACGACUUCUGCACGGAGACCGAUCCAGAGAUCACUGCAACGCUGGUGAAUAAGUUCCCCACUCUUUCUACAUCCGUCAUCCAAUUGCUGGGCAGCCAAAGCAGUGGACUGACUGUGGGCCAGAUAAGCUCCGCCCCUCCCAGUGUCAUCAACAGUACUCUCUCUAUACUCAGUACUGUUACAGGCUGGGACCGAGGCCAAGCGAACGCCCUCGUCCAGAGCCUCAUCAGUGCAGGCUUUAAUAUCAACAGCGCCUCCUCUCUGGAGACUCUGGGCACGCUCGUCGCAGGCAUUCCCUCAGAAACCCUUACCAACAUACCAGCCGACGAGCUUCUGUCUCUGACCCAGAAUCCCACAUUCAUCAACAAUCUUCUGUCAGCACCAGUGAUUCUACAACAAACAUUUGUCCAGGAGAUCGUCUCUGUAGACGAGAGCAAAGUCAUAGAAAAUGUUCCUGAUCAGCUGGUGAUGUAUAUCCCACUGGUUCUACUCACGUCACUGAGCUCUGUUAAUGUUUCACUCAUCAAUGAGAAAAGCUGGAGUCAUGAACAGGCUGUGAUGCUGUUUGGUGCCGUGGCCAAUGCCGUGGAUAACACAGAAGAGCUGUCAGAAUCACUUCUGCAGGGAUUUAGCUGCAGCUCAGUCCAGACACUUCCAGAAGAGAAAGUUAAAGAGCUGGUGAAAGCCUGUAGACCACGUGAACACAGACACAAGAUCUUCCUGACAGAGUCUCAGAUAACUUGCAUGUACAACUACAUGAAAGACGACACAUCUGUAAGCUUUGAUGAAGUUCCCUCUGAAAUGCUUCUCUACUACAGCUAUGAGAAAGUACAGAAGGAAAAGUGCCAAUCAUAUUUCCAGGCCCUUGGCAAAGCUGAUUUCUCCAUUCUGUCCACCGUUCUCAACAAGAACAUCAUUCUGUUCAACAAUGCUCAGGACUGCCUGGGCAUAUCUGGUGUGAACCUCACAAGGGAUCAGGUGGAUGUUCUGGGUAACAUGGCCUGCACACUGGACUCAUCCUUCAUCCAAAACUCUGAUCCUGUCAUUGUGGAGAAGCUGAAGAAGUGUGGAGAUCUAUCUGACUCUCAGAUCACUGCUGUACAGUCACUACUCAUCCGUGGAAACACUCAUUAUGGUGAUCCUUCAACAUGGAAUGAAGACACCCUGGAGCAGCUGGACAUUCUACCACUCUACUUCAAAGCUGACUUCUGGGAUGGAUUCGACUCUGAUGUGAAGAAGACAUUCCUGAAAACCUUCAUUCCAGAAUUGAGGCAGGAAAACAUCCCCAUAGAGCAGCUCCAGACGUUCUUUACAGAAUGCAACACAGAUGUUGAAGCUACUUCAGUGAGCAGCAUCACAGCACUGACCAUUGCAGACCCAUCGUUUCCAGUGGGCUUCAGCUCCAGCCAGUUUGAUCUGUUCCUGGACAACACUGUCCUACAGGAAAACCUGGCAGCCAUCACUGAGAAGGUGGUGGACACCAGCUUCCAGACUGUCAUACUAGACAAGUUAACCCAGAUUUACCCAUCAGGCCUGGAUGACAGUGUGCUGCAGUUACUGGGUUCUACAUCUCGUGUAGCUACGAUUGAUCACAUCAGCAGAUGGAACAUCACCACAAUCGACACACUCUCCUCUCUGAUGGACUCAAACGAUGGAGACUGGGAGCCAGAAAAGAGUGAAGCAGUAAUCAUGAGGUAUCUGAGUGUGGAUGCUAAUACUCUGGGAGCUUCUGAACUACAUGUGAUUGGAUCCAACCUCUGUUCUCUGGAAGUCAGUGUACUGGAAAGCAUCUCUGCUGAAAGCCUGAUGACUGUCAAUUUGUCCUCAUGUAGCUUUGAGCAAAAAUCAGCUCUGUACAUCAUCGCCAUCUCUUCAUUUAGCAAUCAAACCCAUGAUGCCACCACAAACUACCUGCUCAUCGGUCCCUACCUUGGUGGAGCUUCACCAGAGGAUAUACAAGCCCUUUCUACUCAGCACAUCAGCAUGGACAUCACCACCUUCAUGAGCAACACCAACAACACCAAUACUGACAACACUAACACCAACACCAAUAACAACACCAACACUAACAACAACAACAACAGUGACAACAACACCAACACUGACAACACCACCAACACUGGCAACAACAAUAACACCCACACCAAUAACAACACUGACAACACCAACACUGACAAUAACAACACAGACAACACUAACAACACCAACACUGACAACACUAACACCAACACCAAUAACAACACAGACAACACCAACAACACCGAUACUGACAACACUAACACCAACACCGAUAACAACACCAACACCGAUAACAACACCAACACUAACAACAACAACAACAACACCAACAACACCAAUACUGACAACACUAACACCAACACCGAUAACAACACCAACACUAACAACAACAACAGUGACAACAACACCAACACUGACAACACCACCAACACUGGCAACAACAAUAACACCAACACCAAUAACAACACUGACAACACCAACACUGACAAUAACAACACAGACAACACUAACAACACCAACACUGACAACAACAACACCAACAGUAACAACACCAACACUAACAACAUCAACAGUAACAACACCAACACUGACAACACCAACACUGACAACACUGACAACACCAACAACAACACCAACAACACCAAUACUGACAACACUAACACCAACACCGAUAACAACACCAACACUAACAACAACAACAGUGACAACAACACCAACACUGACAACACCACCAACACUGGCAACAACAAUAACACCAACACCAAUAACAACACUGACAACACCAACACUGACAAUAACAACACAGACAACACUAACAACACCAACACUGAAAACAACAACAGUAACAACACCAACACUAACAACAUCAACAGUAACAACACCAACACUGACAACAACAACACCAACACUGACAACACCAACAGUAACAACACCAACACUGACAACACCAACAACACUGACAACAACACCAACACUGACAACACCAACAACACAAACAACACUGACAACAACAACACUGACAACACAAACAACACUGACAACAACAAUAACACCAACGCCAAUAACAACACAGACAACACCAACAACACCAAUACUGACAACACUAACACCAACACCGAUAACAACACCAACACUAACAACAACAACAGUGACAACACCACCAACACUGGCAACAACAAUAACACCAACACCAAUAACAACACUGACAACACCAACACUGACAAUAACAACACAGACAACACUAACAACACCAACACUGACAACAACAACACCAACAGUAACAACACCAACACUAACAUCAACAGUAACAACACCAACACUGACAACACUGACAACACCAACAGUAACAACACCAACACUGACAACACCAACAACACUGACAACAACACCAACACUGACAACACCAACAACACAAACAACACUGACAACAACAACACUGACAACACAAACAACACUGACAACAACAAUAACACCAACGCCAAUAACAACACAGACAACACCAACAACACCUACACUGACAACAACAAUAACACCAACACUAAUAACAACACAGACAACACCAACACUGACAACACCACCAACACUGACAACACCAAUAACACCAACACCAGUAACAACACAGACAACACCAACAACACCAAUACUGACAACACUAACACCAACACCGAUAACAACACCAACACUAACAACAACAACAGUGACAACACCACCAACACUGGCAACAACAAUAACACCAACACCAAUAACAACACUGACAACACCAACACUGACAAUAACAACACAGACAACACUAACAACACCAACACUGACAACAACAACACCAACAGUAACAACACCAACACUAACAACAUCAACAGUAACAACACCAACACUGACAACACUGACAACACCAACACUGACAACACCAACAGUAACAACACCAACACUGACAACACCAACAACACUGACAACAACACCAACACUGACAACACCAACAACACAAACAACACUGACAACUACAACACAAACAACACUGACAACAAUAACACCAACGCCAAUAACAACACAGACAACACCAACAACACCUACACUGACAACAACAAUAACACCAACACUAAUAACAACACAGACAACAACAACACUGACAAUAACAACACAGACAACACUAACAACACCAACACUGACAACACCACCAACACUGACAACAACACUGACACCAACACCAACACUGACAACAACAAUAACAACAACACUGACAACACCAACAGUAACAACACUGACACCAACAACACCAACAACAAUGACACCAACAACACCAAUACUGACAACAGCACUAACACCGACAACAACACCAUCACCGACAACACUGACAACAACACCAACACUGACAACACAAACAACACUGACAACAACACCAACAGUAACAACACCAACACUGACAACACCAACAACACUGACAACAACACCAACACUGACAACACCAACAACACUGACAACAACAACACUGACAACACAAAUAACACUGACAACAACAAUAACACCAACGCCAAUAACAACACAGACAACACCAACAACACCAACACUGACAACAAUAACACCAACACCAAUAACAACACAGACAACACCAACACUGACAAUAACAACACAGACAACACUAACAACACCAACACUGACAACACCAAUAACACCAACACCAGUAACAACACAGACAACACCAACAACACCAAUACUGACAACACUAACACCAACACAAACAACAACACCGACAACACCAACACUGACAACAACAACACCAACACUGACAACAACAAUAACAACACUGACACCAACAACACCAAUACUGACAACAGCACUAACACUGACAACAACAACACCGACAACACCAACACUGACAACAACAUCGUUUCAUCUCCCAACAACAAUCCUUGUCAAGGUGUAGACAGCACCUCCCUCUUAUCUGGAAGUGGUUCUGCAGUCCUGUGCUCCUUCAGCAUCUCUAACUACAUGUGCCCAUCUGUGAGCAAGGUCACUGUUCUGUCCUCCAAUGACUUGGCCACACUACUCACAUGCAAAGUGUCAGGCAGCGUGAUCUACUCCAAAGAAGAUUGGAAGCUUUUUUUCCAAAAGUUUGCAACACCUCUGGAUGAAGCUCUGGCUCUGUACUCCAACACAACCCCUAGCAGCAAUAAGCCAAACCCAAAUAUUCUUGAUGCCAUUGGUGAAGUGAAGAUCAACAGCUUCACUGAUGCACAGCUAAUGGAUGAAUCUUUCAUCUCCCAGUGGUUCCACAUCAGACUAAGACCAUUUUUGUCAUCAGUCUCCAUUGAUUUCCUUUCAGGUCUUAGUUCCAAGACGUUCAGCUGCCAGACCUACCAAAUUGUGGUGGAGGUUCUUAGUAGUCAAGAAACCAUGGAAGAGCAACAAAAACAGUCCAUCUUUACUGAUUUCAUCUUCCCCUUCCUUUCAAGAAAAGACCUACCAGAUCCAGCAUGUGUCUCCAGCAUGGAGGGCAGUGACAACUGGCUUGAAAAGAAUGUUGGCAAAUUCUCCAUAUAUGGCACCUUAACAGAACUCCAAGAGCUUAAUAAAAAUUUCUCCAGUGUGGCGGUAUUGGACUUACUGUCCAGUGAGCAAAAGGCACAGUUGAUCCUGCAGUCCAAUUUAGGGGUAACAGAAAGUGACUCUGUGUUCAAAGAGGUAUUUAGCAGUGUGCUCAUGUCAUCAGAUCCAAAACAAGUUGACAGCUUCUUUACCGCUGUCACCAAGAGUGCAGGAGAGAUACACAACAUUCCACUACACAAGCUUACAGAAGGACCAAAUGUUUUAAGCUGUUAUCAAGGAGGAAGCUACUUUGUGUUCCUGAAAGACUUCUUCGCCAGUUUUGGAGUUCCUAACUUAUUUGACUUCCUGUCCAUAAUUCCAACAGAAAAACAACCUGAGUUGCUGAACUCAAUUACCACAGUAGAGCUAAGUGAGAUUCUGAAUCAGGAGAGCACAGUCAUCAAACAUUCUGAACUCUGCACACUUCUCAACAACUACAAAAGAACCAAUGAAUAUCUUGAGAUGGAGCCAGUGAUAUCCUCAAGUUUGGCCAGGCAGACACUGGAGUGUGUUUGGAAUCGUGCUCUCAGUGCAUCGUCUCAGGCCGAAGCAGAUCAGUGGUUUGAAGUCACACUUGUUCGCUAUCUGCCCUUCCUCAGCUUUACGCAGAUCAGCUCUACCAUGCUCAGCAGUGCCUCCUGCCUGUCGUACAGGAAACUAGUGUCUGUCCUGGGGUCAAACUACAAAUUUACAACGACUGAUUUUACUCCAGCUGAUGUGUACAACUCAAUAAAGGAAUAUCUGAAAAGCAAUGACGGCACACCUCGCUGCUAUAACCCCUCAGAUCUACUUCUAAGUUCCACCUCAUGGUUUGCUGACAACAUUGGAUUCUUUAUCACCUUCAUCUCCCUCAGUGACCUUCAGUCAUUUGUAUCAAACGACAAGAUUGGUGUUUUCUUGGAGAACCCGAAGAAUAUUCAUUUGUUUAACAACACUGCAAUUCCAGCUGAUGUCAGAAUAUUCUACACAACCCAACUAUGUAUCCAGAAUCCCAACAUUAACCCCCUCAGUUUGCCAGACAUUCUUCUGUGUGGAGCGCCUAGCUCUGUGUUUACCCCUCUUGGAGUUGCAGACAGCAAAAUCAUACUUGACAGCAUUAGCAAAUUCUGCAAUAAAACGGAUCCAGAGGUCACAGCGGUGCUACUGUCAAAGAUUCCAACUGUAUCCACAUCCACUAUUGAAUCGCUGGGAAAUAACAGUGUUGUCCUGACUGUGAGCCAGAUAAGCUCCGCCCCUCCCAGUGUCAUAAACAGUGCUUUGUCUACACUCAGUACUGUUGUUGGCUGGGACCAGGGCCAAGCAAAUGCCAUCAUUCAGAGUCUCUUUAGCGCAGGCUAUAAUAUCAACAGUGCUUCAUCCUUGGUGACUCUGGGCACACUUGUUGAAGGCAUUUCCUCAGAAGUUCUUUCAGGCAUUCCAUCCUCUGAGCUCCUGAUUUUAACCCAAAAUCCUACAUUCAUAAAUAGCCUUCAGUCAGCACCAGUGAUUCUACAAGAAACUUUUGUCCAGAAGAUUGUCUCUGCAGACCAAACCAAAGUGAUAGAGAAUGUUCCAGAUAAACUGGUGACAUACAUUCCAUUAGUACUGCUGGCCUCUUCCACUUCAAUUGAUCUUUCACUCGUCAAUAAGAAGAGCUGGAAUCAUGAGCAGGCUAUGAUGCUGUUUGGUGCAGUUGCCAGUACCAGUAGCAACACAGAAGAGCUGUCAGAAUCACUAUUACAGGGAAUCACCUGCAGCUCAGUUCAAAGUUUCUCACAACAGAAAGUCAAAGAACUGGUGAAAGCCUGUAGACCACGUGGAGGCAGAAACAAGGUCUUCCUGAAGGAGUCUCAGCUGACCUGCAUGAACAACUACAUGAAGGAUGACUCUUCUGUAAACUUCAAUGAACUACCAUCUGAUAUGCUCCUCUACUACAACUAUGAAAAAGUGCAGAAAGUGAACUGCAAGGCGUAUUUCUCUGCUCUGAGCAGAGCAGAUUUCUCUGUUCCCUCCAGUGUCCUCAACAAAGACACUAUCCUGUUCAACAAUGCACGGGAUUGCCUGGGUAUAUCUAGUGUGAGUCUGACCAAGGAUCAGGUAGAUGUGCUGGGUAACAUGGUCUGCACACUGGACGCCUCCUACAUUCAGAGCUCUGAUCCUCUUAUCGUGGAGAAGCUAAAGAAUUGUGAUGAUCUUACUGAAUCUCAGGUCACAGCUCUACAGUCACUGCUUUUCAGCGGCAACACCAUUUACGGAAAUCCCUCAACAUGGAACCAACAGACUCUAGAGAAGCUGGAAAAUCUACCUCUCUACUUUAAUUCCAACUUCUGGGCCCUAUUCAACUCUGAUGAAAAGAAGAAUGAAAAGAAGACGUUUUUAAAGUCUUUCAUGCCAGAUUUGAGGAACAAGAAGACCCCAGUAAAGAAGCUGCAGACAAUGUUCACAGCAUGCAACUCAGCUUCUACAGGCAGAUCAUUCCGUGCUCUAGCAUCAUGCACAACAAGUACCAUCACAUCGGCGACAAUUCAAGAUGGGUCAUUUCCUCUGGGCUAUGACUUCUCCCAGUUUGAUGCAUGUCUGGACAACACUGUCCUAAAGGACAACCUAGCAGCAAUUACUGAGAAAGUAGUGGACAUCAACUUCCAGACUGUCAUCUUGGACAGAUUAAACCAGCUUUUCCCGUCAGGCCUUAAUGACAGUGUGCUGCAGUUACUGGGCUCUACAUCACGUGCGGCCACUAUACAAGACAUCAACAGAUGGAACAUCACCACAAUCGACACACUCUCUUCUCUGAUGAAUUCAGAUAAUGGAGCAUGGGAGCCAGAAAAGAGUAAAGCUGUGAUUAUGAGGUAUCUGAGUGUGGAUGGAAAUAAACUGGAAAGUUCUGAGCUCAACGCAAUUGGUACCAACCUCUGUUCCUUGGACAUUAGUGUACUAAGAAGCAUCACAACUGACAGCCUAAAGGCUGCAAAUACUCCAGAUCUGACCUCCUGUACCAUCGAGCAGCAAUCAACACUGUACAGCAUUGCCACCUCCUCAUUUAAUGCUCAGCACAGCGAUGCCAAAACAUACUUCCAACUCAUCAGCGCUUACCUGGGAGGAGCUUCUGUGGAGGAUAUACGAACUCUUUCUACUCAGAACAUCAGCAUGGACAUCACCAACUUCUUGACUCUGAACCCCAAGGUUGUUGAGGCCCUAAAUGUGACGACUGUAAAAGCUCUGCUGGGCGUAAACGUGGCAGAUCUGAAGCUGUUUGGGAACUCCCCAGUGAUUCAAUCCUGGGUGGCACUACAGUACCAGUCUGACCUGAACACCCUGAACAUCGGACUGAUGGGCGGCAAAGAACAGCAGGGGAUAACAGGGGCCGCCACCACCAUUCAAGUUCCAGGUUCAGGAGCUACAGGACAUCGUGCUGGAGGAUGGAUAAUCUCUCUGUGGGUCGGACUGCUGACUAUCACACUCUACACACAAUGAUAAACCACACACACACACACACACACACACCUAACACCAAAUCAAUGAUUCUUUUUAUUCUCACUGAUUUCUAAAAAGACACAUUUUAAUUUCUACAUUUUUGUCAUAUUUAAUGAAGCUUUAAUUGUUCUUUAAUCACUAUAUUUUUUCUUUAGUAUUUAUGUAUUAAAUUAUCUGUACAUCUAAUCACUGAGAUACUUGAUAGUUGUGCACAAUAUGUCUCUAAAUGCAAAAGCACUUAUGAUGUACCUUAGAUCAAUUAUGAUUAUUCUGUUUGCACAUUUUCAUUCUUACUGUAAUCUUU